This is a messenger RNA of Dovyalis caffra, 195 nucleotides long. The record is from the annotation of a GenBank genome assembly. Lineage: Eukaryota; Viridiplantae; Streptophyta; Magnoliopsida; Malpighiales; Salicaceae.
UGCGCCAAAAACAGCACAUCAGAUAAAGCAAAAGGAAUAAUAACAUCGGUGGAACACAAUCAUGUUCAUAGCCAGAUAACCAUUAACAUCCCAGAUUAUUCUUCAGCUAAAAUAUCAGCUGCUUCUGCGGCCCAUCAGGAGGUUGUGGAUUAUACGCUAGGGGAGAAAGCAAUUCUUUGCCAACCCAACAACUGA